GAGGCCGAAUAUCCGAAUAGCUGCCAUUCAUACACCGUCACAUCUCCAUGAUUCGGGCUGAGCUUUUGGAUAAGAAGCCCUGGGGCUAUCCGUUCAAAUUAAAUGUGAUUUUGAAAGUAUAUCUGACUCUGGCACUGGCAAUAUCGUAUCUCGUCGCGCGAGGACGACCGAUGGACCUUGCGCGUCUCUGGAUGCAGCGCGUGCAAAUGGAUGCGUUCGUGUGUGUAAUCUAUGCGUGUGUGAGUGUAUUAUAUGCGUGUGCGUAUUUGUCCUUGAAUUGCACCGAUUCAUUGCCGAUUGCAUCCUGAAACAAAAGCGAUACGAUUAGAGUCACUGUUUAUGUUUGCAUCCAGAUGCGGUUUGCAUUGCUGGCGUCUCGCCUCUAAUGGAGGAGACAUCGAGAUGAGAUAGUCAUUGUGUUUUUGGAGGAAUUCUUCAUUUGUGCUUUACAUUAUCUGUGGUACUGUGACGAUGCCGCGGAGUUUGCGGAAGCUGAUGCGUCUGGUCCUCUUCUGCCCUUUAUCAAAGGGCUUACAGGCCCGCUUGCCUGCAGUAAAAGUCAAGUACCUGUUGGUGGCAUGGUUUGGGAUUCUGGUGGCCAGCUGGGUAAUCUACAUGCAGUACUCUUCUUAUUCAGAGCUCUGCAGAGGACACAUCUGUACCAUGCUCAUUUGUGAUCAUUACCGCAGGGGCAUCAUCUCAGGGUCAGUGUGUAAAUCUCUCUGUGAAGAUAAAACUCUGUCACUUCAACGCUGUCUUUCAACGUCACCUACACAACAGAUAUACAGUGCUGUAUGGAAGAAGAAAGCCGUACUGGUGAAGUGUGGGAUUGAGGAGAGUAUAAGAGGAGAGAACAGUCCUGACUCGCCACUGCAGCAUGACAGCAAACUCUACGAUAAACCCACCCGCGGAACAUCCAUGGAUGAAUUCAGAGCCAUGCUGCAUUCCUUCCUCAAGGACAGUGUUGGAGAUCAGUCAUCUCUUGGUACCCUUGUCACUCGUGUAAUUUCUCUGGCGGAUGUCAAUGGCGAUGGCAAAGUUUCGUUAGCAGAAGCCAAAUCCGUCUGGGCUUUGCUUCAGAUCAACGAAUUCGUUCUAAUGGUUGCACUGCACGAUAAAGACCACGCUCCUCAUUUGCUGGGUUUCUGCGGUGACCUAUACGUGACUGAACCUGUUGCCCAUAGUGCCCUCUUCAUGCUGGAGGUGCCUGGCUGGCUGCAUCCAAUGUUUCCCGAGUCGCUGGGCGUUGCGCUUAACCGAUGGCUCGCCCCCGCAUGGCCACGCCGGGCCCGAAUCACCAUCGGCCUGUUAGAGUUCAUCGAAGAAGUGUUCCAUGGCAUGUACGGAAGCUUCUACAUGUGUGACGCUAGCCCGCAACGGGUCGGCUACAAUGCUAAAUACGACUUUAAAAUGGCAGACCUCCAAAGCGUAGCAUCGGAGGCAACCGUCAAGGGUUUCUUACGAGGUAGAACUUGCGAGGCAAACGCAGACUGCACUUAUGGACGGGAUUGUACUGCGACAUGUGACCGAUUAGCGAAGCAGUGCAAUGUGGAAGUGGUGCAGCCAAACUUGGCUAAGGUCUGUGCGCUCCUACAGGACUUCCUGCUGUUCGGAGCACCGUCAGAUCUGAGAGAGGACCUGGAGAAACAGCUACGCACCUGUGUGACGCUCAGCGGACUGGCCUCGCAAAUGGAAGUACAUCAUUCCCUUGUUCUCAACAACCUGAAAACACUACUGUGGAAGAAGAUCUCCAAUACCAAGUACUCUUGAGACAAAGAGAAGGAUGACCAAGAGAAAGGCAACUAAAGUGAAAAAGAGAGAGAACUGGAUAUUCAAAGAACGAAAGCAGAAACAAGAGAAAGAAAGACACAUUGGGGUCAGCACAGAAGCUUCUGGAGGACCAACAGAAUUGCUGAACUCUGGCAGCUGAAAUUUGAAAUUUGUGCACUGUCAAUCACUUUUGAGAGUGUUGACAAGAAGUUACAGUAUGGAAACCUAGAGGGGACAGACGCUACAUCCAUUCCUGCUUAAUUUCACUUGAGUGACUUAACUGAAGACCCAUUAACUAAUGGAAAUACCUUCAGAUGGGUCUCCUUUUUAUUUUGGCUAAAGGUUCAAGGUGAAAUAAGGCUUGUACAGUUAUGGAAUCAGGUAGCUUGUAUUUACAUUUAUCUGACAACGUGAUCCUUUCGCAAAUUAUACCUUGAGUUCUCAUUAGGGGUAGCCUAGUAGUUAAGGAUCUAUGCCCGAAUGCUUAAAUGACCGGAGUUUUAUUUUUCCUUAAGAUCCCCCUAAAGUUGUGUUGCAUAAAGGCCCUUAACUGCCAUUUUCCUUAGUAAACCUUAAGCUGCGUACACACUGGCAGCGACUUUGUCGGAGUCAGCAGGGCGAGUACCACUGGCUGGUGCAAGAGCUGCGGCUGGAUAUACCAUGUCCAUAUCAUAGAGCACUGGAAAAUUGCUAACAGCAAGAAUUAGCCAUCUUUCUGUUACUGCAGGAGCUGAGAGAGAGAGAAAGAGAGAGAAGGAUCACGUGAGCUCUCCCGUCUUCUCUCCUAUUGGCUGUCGCUUCCGUUAGUCGCUCUUCAUUUGAAUAAAGUUGAACUUGUCUCAACUUUGUCGUGUCGCUGGACACGCCCACAUCUAGUCGCCAACGGUCGCGACCGCUCGGUCAACGGAAGUCGCUGUGCUCUCAUCAAAAAUGAAUUGGAUUGAGUCGCUGUCGUGCCCGAUGUCGCUGGCAGUGUGUACGCAGCUUUAAGGUUAGGAAAACUUCACCUUAAAUGUGGACUAAGAGUUACAACGUUUCUAAAAAUAGAAGAAAUGGCUAUGUUUAUAGAACCAAAUGAACUGUACAGUGUGCCAAGUAAAGUUUUUCAUACUAGGGAAAACACUUUAGACCAUCGUAGUGAUGGAAAAACGAUUGCAGGUGUACAGAGUUAUGUGUCACGGUAAAUGGAAAAUAGCUAACAAGCUGGAUAUAAUAGGAAGACACACAUACCAGAAGUGUGGCUAGUAUUUUCUGCUUUAUUAUCUAUACAAAUGGAUGCAUUAAAAUCAUAUUGCAAGUUCAUUUCUGAUAUAGGCCUAUCGUCCAUUUUUAUAUCCUACAGCCCUCCUAACCACCAUCUUAACAUCUUGCACCUCUAAUCCACUCCCUACCUGGCACAGUUGUUAAAAUUCAAAGUUGUCAUCCUCAAGAGGGUGCUUACUGGCCAUAAAAGUAGAAUCCUCCAAUGUAAAACUCUGGACAGUUUUUUUUAAUUACACGCUAGAGGCUGUAGCCUUUAGCCGCCUCGUUAAUGUGUCAGCCUCCUAUGCUGCCGGUUCGAAUGCUGCUUGGAGUGGUGCCGUGACUCAAAUGGUAGUGAAGUUUAGGGAGGUGUCUUAUGGUAGCCAGUUGGUAGGUAGCUGUGCAGUUUGUAAACCUCACCCCCCUGGCCUCGAGGCGCAUUAGCGACUGACGCUAGGGGCUGUAGCCUUUAGCCUCCUCGUUAGAGUCUCGGCCUCCUAUGCCUGAGAUGCUGGUUCGAAUCCCGCUUGGAGUGGGUCGAGUAGGACCAGUAACAGUGGUGCCGUGACUCAGAUGGUAGUGAAGUUUAGGGAGGUGUCUUAUGGUAGGUAGCUGUGCAGUGUGUAAACCUCACUCCCCUGGCCUCAAGAGGUGCACUAGCGACUGACGCUAGAGGCUGAAGCCUUUAGCCUCCUCGUUAGCGUCUCAGCCUCCUAUGCCGGUUCGAAUCCCGCUGGGAGUAGAUCGAGGAGGACCAGUAAGAGGCGCAUUGGCGACUGAUGCUAGAGGCUGUAGCCUUUAGCAUCCUCGUUAGCGUGUCAGCCUCCUAUGCAGGAGAUGCCGGUUCAAAUCCCACUUGGAGUGGAUCGAGUAGGACCAGUAACAGUGGUGCCGUGACUCAGAUGGUAGUGAAGUUUAGGGAGGUGUCUUAUGGUAGCCAGCUGGUAGGUAGCUGUGGAGUGUGUAAACCUCACUCCCCCUGGCCUCAAGAGGCCCAUUAGCGACUGACACUAGAGGCUGUAGCCUUUAGCCUCCUCAUUAGCGUGUCAGCCUUCUAUGCCAGAGAUGCCGGUUCGAAUCCCACUUGGAGUGGAUCGAGUAGGACCAGUAACAGUGGUGCCGUGACUCAGAUGGUAGUGAAGUUUAGGGAGGUGUCUUAUGGUAGCCAGCUGGUAGGUAGCUGUGCAGUGUGUAAACCUCACUCCCCUGGCCUCUAGAGGCGCACUAGCGACUGACGCUAGAGGCUGUAGCCUUUAGCCUCCUCGUUAGCGUGUUAGCCUUCUAUGCCGGAGACGUCGGUUCGAAUCCCGCUCGAAGUGUGUCGAGUAGGACUAGUUACACCAGGGCCAAGUCACUCUGCUAUGUUUUCAUGGGGGGCCAGAGUGAGCCUACAGAAUUUUUGUCACAGAGAUCAAUCUUCUGCUUUUAUUACAUGGAUUAAUUUUACAAUUAAAAUCCAUUCACAGAACAUGAUUUUAAUAUUGGUAACUUGAAUUUUAGCCUACUUCAUCUCACAUAAGUGGAUACAUCCAUUGGCUCAAUAAAUGUAUAACUACUCUUAUCCAAUAGUGGUGAUGAUUUUGAUUAAUCUUAGUGAUAAAUAUUUUUUUAAUCUGUUCACCAAAAAGAUUCGUAUAGAUUAGUUAAUUGAUUAAUUCAUUGUCCAUUUAUGCAAAUUAAGCUUUUGCGACAGUAGAUGGGGCCAAAAGACCAUCUUUUACACUUUGAACGAGGAAAAAGCAGUUAUUUAUGAUCGGGAAAAGUCUAAUUAUUUAUAAAAAUGUACGUCUCAACAAUUCUACAAGACUUUAAGUGUUUAAGCAUAAUAAGCAUUUCCCUACAAAUGACAACAAAGCAUAUCUAUCAUAUUGUGAACUGCUGAGCAUGACUUUUUUUUUUUUUUUUUUUUUAAUCAAGCUAUACAAAAAUAGGCAAUACUAGCCUAAAAAAUUAUUAUGAGUUUCAAUAAAGUUUGUAUGCCAUUUUAACAAGUUGUUUUUAUCACAUUUUGUUCAUAAUUCAUCCAGCCCAUUUUCUUGAGCGAGAUUGCCGAAUUGAACAAACAACUUGUCUCGUCUUGUUCAGUUGUUCAGCAGAUCCUCGUUAAUGAUGACUGAUUCAGCACCAGUACGUUCAGUUCCUUCAAAAAUGAGACAUUCAGACUGAAACGACCGACUCAAACUUCAGUGAAGGGGUAUAUUCGUUCAGCGGGUGAAACCAAUUACAGUAUAUAUUCUUUAACAGCCUGCACUUGAAUGCUAUUGACUCGCGUUAUAGUCCGUCUUACAGGCAUGAAAAGCAACCAAAGUAGACUUGCGCUUCCAGUGUGGGCGGUCAAAACAUUUUGGAGAGCCGUAGUUUGGGGACCCUGCUCUGAGAGUUCGUAGGGACUUGCCGUGUCCAUGGUAACAUGGUACAUUUUAAUAUGGUAAAACCUGGCUCCCUGUAGUAAAUCCCUUAACAGUUUCCUUGAGAGUAAGAGGAGAGUGUAGGAAGACUGAAUCGAUUGCGUAAUGCAAAUGCGCGCUCGCUGCAGAGCACAUUUGGUGCGCUUUGCCUGAUUGGUGGAGCUUUCUCUUCAGGAUUAUGGGUAGUGUAUUUCUUUACCAGAAAUUCCACUAUUGAACAUGGUUUCUUAAAAAAGGACUGAUGGCUUUAACAGAAGAAUAUCCCAUUGACUAACAACUUCGUACCUCAUCGUUGGUAUGUUUUUAGCGGUUUAAAACUUAUCGCUAAAAUGUACUCGCCACUGGAAGAAUUUAAUGGAAUUUUUACUUCCGGAACCAGAGUGUUGCGCUCUUUUCAUGGAACACUACUGUGAGUUGCUUCUUACAGGACAAACUACAUCCACACAUGUUUUGAUUUAUAGUUUUUCAUUUUAAGUGAGGAAAUGUCAGGACUCGCUGGCAAAACCUGCAACACAGUUAAGACUUAAAGGAUAGUUCACCCAAAAAUCUUUCUGUUAUUAUUAAUUCACCCUCAUGUUAUUUCUAAUUAUAAUGCAUAUUAAUUACUUUCAGAAGAAAGAAUGCCAUAGGGGUUUAGAUACACAUGAGGGUGAGGAAAUGAGGGUGAGAACCAUAUCUAGGCUUUAGUACAAUUUCACACUCCUAUAAAUGAAGAGACUUUAAGUGCUCUUAGGACAUGAUUAUUAAUGUAUUUUGUUUUAAGGAGAGCAACCCUAUGAGCGUUUAGCCUUGUUCAAGCCCUUGAAUACUCAUUUAUUUGAGCACCACGAAACGUUUUGUCUUCAAUUUAUUUUUA
Molecule: messenger RNA, 6276 nt
Organism: Xyrauchen texanus (razorback sucker)
Lineage: Eukaryota; Metazoa; Chordata; Actinopteri; Cypriniformes; Catostomidae
Product: divergent protein kinase domain 1B-like
Exons: 5
Coding region: 472-1770 (432 amino acids)
Molecular function (GO): calcium ion binding
Source: RefSeq, a predicted model, not a curated record